Molecule: messenger RNA, 2091 nt
Organism: Neurospora tetraspora
Lineage: Eukaryota; Fungi; Ascomycota; Sordariomycetes; Sordariales; Sordariaceae
Product: quinate permease
Exons: 2
Coding region: 131-1741 (536 amino acids)
Biological process (GO): transmembrane transport; carbohydrate transport
Cellular component (GO): membrane
Molecular function (GO): carbohydrate:proton symporter activity
Source: RefSeq, a predicted model, not a curated record
AGUCUAGAUACAACCAGCCCUCUUUCCUCGUUCACAUCACUCACCCCCUUUGGCGACCUUGUAGGAGAGGUCGCGUCACCGGCCCCCCUUCUCUUAUUCUACAUCGUCAAUCGGCAUCGGACGCGUCAAGAUGACUCUCCUUGCGCUCAAGGAAGAUAGGCCAACGCCAAAGGCCGUUUACAACUGGCGUGUCUACACAUGCGCGGCGAUCGCUAGUUUUGCCUCUUGCAUGAUCGGCUAUGACUCUUCCUUCAUUGGUACCACCCUUGCGUUGCCGUCCUUCACCAAGGAAUUCGAUUUCGCCUCUUAUACACCUGGUGCUCUCGCCUUGCUUCAGUCCAACAUCGUAUCGGUCUACCAAGCCGGUGCCUUCUUUGGCAGUCUUUUCGCUUAUGCGACUAGUUACUUCUUGGGCCGUCGCAAAUCACUCAUUGCCUUCUCUGUCGUCUUCAUCAUUGGCGCCGCCAUUAUGCUUGCUGCUGAUGGCCAGGGGCGAGGCAUUGCUCCGAUUAUCGCAGGCAGAGUGCUGGCCGGAUUUGGCGUUGGAGGUGCCUCCAACAUGGUACCGAUUUACAUCUCGGAGCUUGCCCCGCCCGCUGUUCGUGGCCGUCUUGUUGGCAUUUACGAGCUCGGCUGGCAGAUUGGUGGUCUGGUCGGAUUUUGGAUCAACUACGGCGUCAACACCACCAUGGCCCCAACGAGGUCGCAGUGGCUAAUCCCCUUCGCGGUUCAGCUCAUCCCCGCCGGCCUCUUGUUCUUGGGCAGCUUCUGGAUCCCCGAGUCGCCACGGUGGCUUUUUGCCAACGGCAAGAGAGAAGAGGCAAUGAAGGUCUUGUGCUGGAUGCGCAACCUCGAGCCCACCGAUCGAUACAUCGUGGAAGAAGUUUCAUACAUUGACGCUGACCUGGAACGGUAUGCCCGAGAAGUUGGCAAGGGGUUCUGGAAGCCGUUCCUGUCCCUCAAGCAGCGCAAGGUUCAGUGGCGCUUUUUCCUUGGUGGCAUGCUCUUCCUCUGGCAGAACGGAAGCGGUAUCAACGCCAUCAACUAUUACUCCCCCACCGUUUUCAAGAGCAUCGGCAUUACCGGUACCAACACCGGGUUCUUGACCACGGGCAUCUUCGGCGUCGUCAAGACGGUUCUCACCGUUAUCUGGCUUCUGUGGCUUGUCGAUCUGGCAGGUCGCCGCCGCAUGCUCUUCAUCGGUGCGACUGGCGGAUCGCUCUGCAUGUGGUUUAUCGGAGCGUACAUCAAGAUUGCUGGUCCUGCGUCGGCCAAGGCGGAAGACGCAAAGCUGACCUCUGGCGGUAUCGCAGCCAUCUUCUUCUUCUACCUCUGGACUGCAUUCUACACCCCCUCGUGGAACGCUACACCUUGGGUCAUCAACUCGGAGAUGUUUGACCAAAACACGCGGUCCCUGGGUCAGGCAUCGGCCGCGGCCAACAACUGGUUAUGGAACUUUAUCAUUUCUCGCUUCACGCCGCAAAUGUUCCUCAAGAUGGAGUACGGCGUGUACUUCUUCUUUGCCUCGCUCAUGCUGCUUUCGACUGUGUUCAUCUACUUCUUCGUCCCCGAGACCAAGUCGAUCCCGCUCGAGGCCAUGAAUCGCUUGUUCGAAAUCAAGCCUGUUCACAAUGCCAACAAGAUUCUCAUGGCCGAGCUCAACUUCGACAGAAAUCCAGAGCCGGAGGAGUCAUCGCUGGACGAGAAGGACAGAGUGACACAGAUUGAGAGCGCAGUCUAAGGUCUGCAGCUUGCCUUACCUUGAGGGUAGUUGAAUAUGGGCAGGGGCGUUGUGAGCUGCGGCAGUAGCCGCCGUGGAUAUGAUGUUAUGUUUAUGAUGUGGGCGAUACCUUUGUUGCAAUUAUUUUACUUGACUUUCUUGCCCGAGAGGUCGAAGAGAACGAUGUGAUGAUAGCUACGAAGUGAGAGUACAAAGUUGCGUUGUUUGAAGCACACUAUGGAGUUUCUGUUCUUUUCUCUUUGUGACAUCGUGCUUUAAUUGUCCCCUCCUCUUUUUGUGCUUGCAGUGGGGAUGGGGAAAUCUACAUUUGUCUUAUAAAGCGACACUGAGCCUUUUUGUUUGCUGCCGGG